GCAAUAGAAGAAGAAGUAGUGGGUGGGUCUGUACCGUGAUGUAAUGGCUGUAUGUACCUGCAGGCCGCUGCUGAUACUAUCUUCGUUGUGCUUCGUAGACGACAUGGUGUCUGAUAAAGAGAGAAACCUCCGGUUUGUUGAGGUGUCUGUAUGAGUCACUGACCGUGCUGCUGUUGACCACAGGGAGAAAACAGCUCGUCAUUAAGCCUGAGCUCGGUGAAGCGCUCGGUGCCGCCCCCUCUGCUAGCACAGCUAACGCUCUUACCGACAUACACUCCGGGACAACGUUAGCAGUUGGUUAGCUUGUAGAGGUUUUAACAGCACCGGUGCCAGGAUGCAAGAGGAGUAUUUGUGAAGACCGCCCCCAUCUACGUGCCAUGUCUCUGGUUUUCUCACGGCCCAACACCAACGCAGUCCAUAGCAAGAAGGACAAGAGACUGAUGGCAGAAGUGAACGCAUCGCCGCUCAAACACUUUGUCACAGCAAAGAAGAAGAUCAAUGGGAUCUUUGAACAGUUGGGGGCCUACAUCAAGGAGAGCGCUUCCUUUCUGGAAGAUACUCACAAAAAUGAGGAGCUGGACCCGGUCACCACAGAGGAGCAGGUCCAGGAUGUCCGUGGUUACCUCACAAAGGUGGCAGGGAUUGGAGAAGUGCUCGCCCGCAGGCACAUGAAGGUGGUCUUCUUUGGGAGGACCAGUAAUGGGAAGAGCUCAGUGAUCAAUGCCAUGCUCUGUGAUAAGGUGCUGCCGUCUGGAAUAGGACACACCACCAACUGCUUCCUGAGGGUGGAGGGCACCGAUGGCAACGAGGCCUUCCUCCUCACUGAAGGCUCAGAGGAGAAGAAGAGCAUAAAGACGGUGAACCAGCUGGCCCACGCUCUCCACCAGGAUGAGGACCUGGACGCCGGCAGCUUGGUCUGUGUCAUGUGGCCGAAAGCCAAGUGUGCUCUGCUGAGGGAUGACCUGGUGCUGGUGGACAGCCCAGGUAUCGAUGUCACCACAGAGCUGGACAGCUGGAUCGACAAGUUCUGCCUGGAUGCUGAUGUGUUUGUUCUGGUGGCGAACUCUGAGUCCACACUGAUGCAGACGGAGAAGUCCUUUUUUCACAAGGUCAACGAGCGGCUCUCCAGUCCGAACAUCUUCAUCCUCAACAACCGCUGGGACGCUUCCGCCUCAGAGCCUGAGUACAUGGAGGAGGUUCGCAGGCAGCACAUGGACCGCUGCACCAACUUCCUGGUGGAUGAGCUGGCUGUGGUAGACCGGAACCAGGCCAGUGACCGCAUCUUCUUCGUCUCUGCCAAGGAAGUGCUCCAGGCUCGAGUACAGAAGGCUCAAGGGAUGCCUGAAGCAGGUGGAGCCCUGGCUGAGGGAUUUCAGGCCAGAAUGUUUGAGUUCCAGAACUUUGAGCGGAGAUUCGAGGAGUGUAUCUCUCAGUCUGCGGUGAAGACCAAGUUUGAGCAGCACACAGUGAGGGCCAAGCAGAUCUCUGAGGCUCUGCGUCACAUCAUGGACUCUGUUCACGUUGCUGCACAAGAGCAGAGGGUCUACUGUCUUGAGACCAAAGAGGACCGUCAGGACCGGUUGGAGUUUAUAGAUAAGCAGCUGGACCUGUUGACCAUGGACUGUAAGGCCAGGAUCAAGAAGAUCACUGAGGAGGUGGAGAGACAGGUGUCUAAUGCCAUGGCCGAGGAGAUCAGGAAGCUUCAUGUGCUGGUGGAUGACUUCCACAUGGACUUCCACCCUUCAUCAGUGGUGCUCAAGGUCUAUAAGAACGAGCUCCAUCGGCACAUAGAAGAGGGUCUGGGCAAGAACAUGUCAGAGAGGUGUUCCACCUCCAUCACCAGCGCCCUGCAGGGCACACAGACCGACAUGAUUGAGGGUCUGAAGCCUCUCUUGCCCAGCCCAGUCAGAGAGCAGGUAGACAAGCUGGUUCCUCGUCAGUGCUUCAGCCUCAGCUAUGACCUGGCCUGUGACAAGCUGUGCAGUGACUUUCAGGAGGACAUCAGCUUCCAUUUCUCUCUGGGCUGGACAAUGCUGGUCAACCGCUUCCUGGGGCCCAAGAACACCCGGAGGGCCCUGAUGGGCUACAACGACCAGGUCCCUCGGCCCAUGGCCCUAACUCCAGUCAGCACCAGCAUGCCUCCAUUCCCACAGAGCUCCAUGACCCAGGAAGAGCUGAUGGUCUCCAUGGUGACAGGUCUGGCCUCCCUCACCUCCCGUACCUCCAUGGGUGUCCUUGUGGUUGGUGGCGUGAUCUGGAAGGCGGUCGGCUGGCGUCUGAUCGCCCUGUCGGUGGGCCUCUACGGGCUUCUCUACAUCUAUGAGCGGCUCACCUGGACCACCAAGGCCAAGGAGAGAGCUUUCAAGAGACAGUUUGUGGACUACGCCAGCGAGAAGCUGCAGCUCAUCGUCAGCUACACUGGAUCCAACUGCAGCCACCAAGUCCAGCAGGAGCUGGCUGGUGUGUUUGCUCAGCUGUGCCAGCAGGUGGAUGUGACCCGUCAGAACCUGGAGGAUGAGAUCACUGACAUGAACAGGAAGAUCGAGCUGCUGGACGGUCUGCAGAGCAAGGCCAAGCUGCUGCGGAACAAGGCGGGCUGGCUGGACAGUGAGCUCAACAUGUUCACUCAGCAGUACCUCCACCACAGCAAGUGAAGACAGACUGAACUGCUGCUGCUGCUUCUGAACUGUAGGAUGAAGAGAGGAACCAACAUCACUGUCGUCAGAGGGACAGGACAGUCUGUACAUCUGACGUGAGUGGAGGGAGACCCUGAGUGGAGGAGGUCUGGUUCUGUACACAUGUUACUGUUGUAUAAAACCAGAACUACAUGUCCUGUCAGUCUGUGUCCCGGUCUCUCCAGAACUACAUGUCCCCCCCAGUCUGUGUCCCGGUCUCUCCAGAACUACAUGUCCCCCCCAGUCUGCGUCCUGGUAUUUCCAGAACUACAUGUCCCCCCCAGUCUGUGUCCUGGUAUCUCCAGAACAACAUGUGUCCUGGUCUCUCCAGAACUACAUGUCCCCCCCAGUCUGUGUCAUGGUAUCUCCAGAACAACAUGUGUCCUGGUCCCUCCAGAACUACAUGUCCCCCCCAGUCUGUGUCCUGGUAUCUCCAUAACAACGUGUGUCCUGGUCUCUCCAGAACUACAUGUCCCCUCAGUCCCUCCACUCUGAGUCCUCGAGCUGCAACAACACUGGUUCCUACUGAAGACAUAGAUCUUUAAAACACCUCUCAGAUAUAGAAUAUGUUCAUCCUUAAAACCUGCAGCUGCACUUCAGUCUUCAUGAGUUCAACAGAAGACGUGCUUUGGUUGGGGACUAUUUUCUGUUGCGUUUGUUCCUGGCCGAACUCAGAGGAAGAACACGUGUCAGGACACACGAUAAGAAACAUAAAGAUGAACUCAUGGUUUUAGUCAGGUGUAAUAUUUAGAGCACUGAAGUUGAUUUUACACUGAUCUUUAAUAACCUCAUGUACCAGAGAUGUUAGUAUGAAAUGAAGGCUGUGACUCAGCUGACGUGUCAUCAUCAUCAUCAUCACCACAUUAUCUGCUUUGACGCUGACAGAUGUUUUCAUGUGUAAAACAUCUGUGUUAGAGAAGACUUUGUGUGUAUCAUCUCUGCUUCCUCCUGUUAAACUCUCACACUUCUUCUUUUUGUUGCACUGAAUGUGUGUGUGGUUAGGAAACCGCCGCUACAUGUGAUAUUAAUAAUGAUAAUUAUAGCCACAUAUGUUGGAGAUGUGCGCGUGGCCAACAACAACAGUCCGCUUCUGAGGCGUGUAUAUAAUGUAAUUUAAUAAUCUGCCUUUCAAUUGGAAACAAGGACACGUCAGACUGGAUGGUCUGGGUCCUGGUCCUGGUCCUGGGUCUGAGUGAGUCCUGGUUGAUUGAAACUAUAGACUGUUGCUAUGUGAACGGGUGGGUCUGCUGCCACACGACCCUUCAUCAGAGUGAAGACGUGCACUUUACUGAGCUGCUGCUGCUUUAGAUUCUUUCUUCUUCAUAAAGGUUAUAGACGAUGCUGGAGGUGGAGGUGCCUGCAUGCAGUGAUUGUUGUAGAUUGUUCACCUGUUGAAAUGUUCAAACGUGUGUAUGUAAAAAAAUAAAAUAAAAUAAAGGUGACACAACCAUUAAACAA
This is a messenger RNA of Seriola aureovittata, 4133 nucleotides long. It is a transcript of the gene mfn2, whose product is annotated as mitofusin 2. Gene Ontology annotation, cellular component: mitochondrial outer membrane. The transcript has 18 exons. Gene Ontology annotation, molecular function: GTPase activity; GTP binding. The record is from RefSeq and is a predicted model, not a curated record. NCBI's taxonomy places the organism in Eukaryota, Metazoa, Chordata, Actinopteri, Carangiformes, Carangidae. Gene Ontology annotation, biological process: mitochondrial fusion; mitochondrion localization. The coding region runs from base 378 to 2654 and encodes 758 amino acids.